Molecule: messenger RNA, 9308 nt
Organism: Scleropages formosus (Asian bonytongue)
Lineage: Eukaryota; Metazoa; Chordata; Actinopteri; Osteoglossiformes; Osteoglossidae
Gene: plxnb3
Product: plexin B3
Exons: 36
Coding region: 554-6292 (1912 amino acids)
Biological process (GO): semaphorin-plexin signaling pathway; negative regulation of cell adhesion; regulation of cell shape
Cellular component (GO): semaphorin receptor complex; plasma membrane
Molecular function (GO): semaphorin receptor activity; protein binding
Source: RefSeq, a predicted model, not a curated record
AGGCGAACGGAUAGAACACGCCGAACAUAUGGUGUGCUGCGGUUCCACAGCACCGCAGAGCCCGCUGCGGUGUCUUGCACCAACGCAUUGUCUCUCUGAGCAGCCCACUUCACGCAUAUCUCCUGUGCGCGUCUAAUAUUUCACGACGAGUCUUUAUUUACGCAAGUGCGGGCGCCCCGAAAGCAGCGACCAACAGGUGCCGCUGCGCGCCACUCGUCGCGCGCCGCUCCCGGCUUCCCUCCCGCGGGCCUUCCUGCGGGAACUCGCCGUGGACACUUUGAAGUUGUUCUCAGUGGCUGGUGGCGGUCGGACAGCGCGUACGGGCGGCGCCGCGUCGAGCUCAUUCUGCGUUUUUUGCUCUCGGGGAGCCGCAGAGCGGUGCCUAGUAAAGCGCCGUGGUGGGAGCGGGGCUCGACCCCCCUCCUCCUCCUCUCUCUACGUGUGUAAAUACUAGUGCGUUUCUCAACUCAAGUUCCCGUGUCCUCUGUCAGUGGCUCUGCCGCCCCCGAGUCGUCGUCGCCGCCUGGCAGAACAGAAGCAGGUAAGGGGUGCCAUGCCAGCUGCUGCUCCCCUGCUACUCAUCGUCGCCAUCUGGUGGUGGCAUCUGGUACUGCUGCUGCUGUUGCCCCCUCUCACCUUCGCCUUACCCCAGGCCCCCAGGCUGGCGGCUGGCAGCGUUUCUGCGGAGGCCCCACCCAGGACGUCCGUUCUGUUCGAGCCGGUGCGCAUCUCACUCAAUGGCUCCCCUCUCAGCCAUCUCCUCCUGGACUCUGCUUCGGGGCAUAUCUACGUGGGGGCGGUGAAUGCCCUGUAUCACCUCUCCCCAGACCUCGAGCUCAUCUCCUCUGGAAGAACGGGACCUAAGCUGGAUAGCCCCGAUUGCUUGCCCCCUAUCGACCCUCAGGACUGCACCCAGGCCAGGGAGACUGACAAUACCAACAAGAUCCUGCUCUUGGAGGAGGGUGGCGAGAAGAGGUGUUUGAUUGUGUGUGGCACCGUCCUGCAAGGUACUUGUGAAAAGAGGAGUCUGGGAAAUGUGUCGGAGGUGCUUUACCAGACCGACAACCCUGUGGACACCCAGUACGUGGCAGCCAAUGACCCACGGGUGUCCACAGUGGGAGUGGUGGUGGAGCAGAAAGGGACUCGAUUGAUGCUGGUGGGCCGGGGGUACACCAGCAAAGGCCCCGGCGGCAUCCCACCCAUCACCACACGCCGGCUGGCGCCGAGCCGCCACCACCAGGCUCCCACCUUCUCCCACGAGGACCUCGGCAAGCUGGUAGUGGGCAGCUACUCCGAGUUCAACAACCACUUUGUCGCGGCGCUCCGGCACAACAGCCACGUCUACUUCCUCUUCUCGCGACGGGAUGUCUGGAGGAACCGCGAGUACCGCACCUACGUGUCGAGGCUCUGUGCGGGUGACACCAGCUUCUACUCCUACGUGGAGGUGCCGCUGUCCUGCCAGGGUGGAUACAACCUGGCGCAGGCGGCCACGCUGGGCACUCACGUGGGCUCCAGCAGCCUGUUUGUGGCCAUGGCGACCGGCCAGGCGUCUACGCCCGCGCCGACCGCGCGCUCCGCCCUCUGCGUGUACAGCAUGGGCGAGGUGGACCGGGCCAUGCGACAGGCCCAGCUGCUGUGCUACACCAAGGAGGGCCGUGACGACCAGGGCAAAGAGGAGGCCUACAUCGAGUACGAGGUGUCCUCCCAGUGUCUGCGCCUGGCCGAGGACUCCCUCAGCAAGUACCCAUGUGGAGGGGAGCACACACCCAGCCCCAUCGCCAGUGCUGUGCCUCUCCAGGCAACACCCUCGCUGACCUCGUCCUCCCAGCUGACCGCCGUGGUCACUUCCGUUGAGGCUGGGAACACCAUCGUUCUGCUAGGAGACAAGAAGGGACAGCUGCACAAGGUGUUCCUGCAGGGCAGCGGCCCUGGCACCGUGUAUGAAUCGGUGCAGGUGGACAAGGACAGCCCGGUCAAUGCCGACCUGCUGCUGGACACAGCGAGGCAGAGCGUUUACGUCCUGACUGAGAGCAAGGUCACCAAGGUUCCGGUGUCCCAGUGUGAGCAGCAUUCAGACUGCAGUUCCUGCCUGUCCGCCGGGGACCCGUACUGCGGCUGGUGCGUGCUGGAGGGCAGGUGCACGCGCCGGAUGGAGUGCCCCCGCCACACCCAGCCCAACCACUGGCAGUGGAGCUACCGCUCGGGCAGCAGGUGCGUCACAGUGGAGCGAGUGGAGCCCGACGUUCUCAGCCGGGAGGAGCAGGCCAACGUUUCUCUCACAGUGGCGCAGUUGCCCUCUUUGUCAGAAGAGGAGUCUCUGUCUUGCUCCUUCGGAAACAUACAUAUUCAGGCUGCAGUUGUCAUGGAGACCAGCAUCAAAUGUCAAUCACCCCUGCCGGAGCUCCUCCCGCCAACUCCACUUGGCAGUGACCACCUGUCCCUGCGCGUGUCCCUGAUGUUCGGAGAGGUGACCAUCUCCCAUACCAACAUCACCUUCUAUGACUGCAGGGCAGCAGGGCAGCUCAACACCACCUCCCCGUGCAUGGCCUGCGUCGGCAGCGUGUGGCCGUGUCACUGGUGCGCCCUGGACCAAUUGUGCUCUCACGCAAAGCGCUGUUCCCACAAACACAUCAUCUACAACACGCUGGCUCAGGAGCUGGAGCCCCGAGGUGCGGAUGCGUGCCCGUGCGUGUGGGCGCUGAAGGGCUCGCCGCUGGUCCCGGUUGGGCUGGACAUGCAGCUGGUUCUGCUGGGGAGGAACCUGGACCUGUUCGAGGAUGAGGAGCCGUACGUGUGCGUGGUUGAUGUAGAGGGGAAAGCGGUGACGCUCGCAGCUUCCCUGGAAAAAGGCAAAGGAAUGCAGACGCACACCAUCACCUGCGCCGUUCACAGGUUCCAGUAUUCGACGCAGCAGCUGGAGUACUCUGCCCCGGUGUACCUGCGCAGAGGCUCCUCCCAGCGCAUCGACUCCACGCCACACCUGCACCUGCAGCUGUAUGACUGCGCAGUGGGCCAGUCGGACUGCAGCCAGUGCCGGGCUGUGUCCGCGCGCUACGGCUGCGUCUGGUGCGGAGGCGAAAGCCCCAGCUGUACGUACAGCGGUUCCUGUCUCAGCCACCCAGUGGAGACCUGCCCGCCGCCGCUCAUAACAAAGAUCCAGCCCCAGACUGGGCCCUUGGAAGGGGGUAUACUGGUGACGAUCUGGGGCUCCAACCUGGGCCAGCAGUUUGAGGAUAUCCAGAAGGGAGUGACGGUGGCUGGAGUGCGCUGUGUCCCACAGCCCGAGGACUACGUCACAUCCACCAGGGUUGUGUGCGAGCUACAGCCCAGUCAGCAGGAGACUCGCGGUCCAGUAACGGUCUCCGUUGGAGAGACCGAACCAGGUCGGUCUCAGCAGAUGUUUGCUUAUCAGGACCCACAGCUCAGUGGAAUAAUCCCAGAGAAGGGUCCGGUGUCGGGUGGAACCUCCCUCACAGUGCAGGGGUCCCAGCUGCUUACAGGACAGAAGGUCGACCUGGCUGCCUACGUGGGCCUCCACCCCUGUUACGUAGCGGAGGAGGUUAAUGACACUCAGCUGGUUUGCCGCACCAGCCCUGUAAAUCGCACAGCAGAGCUGCAGGUGAGAGUGCUCUUUGGUAAAGCAGAGAGGAUUGUGGGAGAUGUGCUCUUCAGGUACCUGGCUGAUCCAGUCAUUACUGAUGCUAAACCUGUGGAAAGUUUCUACGGCGGGGGACGUGCUAUUAAAGUGAGCGGAAGGAACCUGGAUGUGGUACAGACGCCGAUGAUAUCGGUGUCGGCGGAGCCGGCCGAAGAUGUGGUGGCGAGAAAGAGGCGGUUCAGCCAGCUUACGCAGAGGAAUCCCCACGUCAUCAAUAGCAGCAUUCCAAAGAUACAGGAACCAUGUAUCGAUGUGUUCCCUGAUCAGAUGACCUGUGUGACACCCGCCGUUCCGAGCGAGUUUAAAGUCACUGGGGUGUGGUUCGAACUGGACAACGUGAGGGUGGAUUUUGCCAGCAUCGACGGCAAGCCCUUUAGAUACUACCCAGAUCCCAUCCUGCACCGUCUCAACCGUGACGUGCCUGACCAGCCGUUCCACUUCAAACCCGGAGGGGUCAUAGCGGUAGAGGGCGAAGGCCUCACCUUGGCAAUGACUCGAGAGGAAGUGAUUGCAUGGGUAGGAGUUGAGAGGUGCGACAUCAAAACGCUGGACAGUACUCACCUUUACUGUGAACCUCCUGAAAUCCAGCCGCUCAGCCCGGACAACUCUGACACCCCUCCAAGCCUGCGCGUGGUGAUGGGAAAGCUGGAGUUUGACCUGGGUCUGGUGCACUACGAUAAUGACGUAUUCUCCGCAGUCCCCCUGGCAGCCCAGGUGGGCUUAGCAGCAGGGGCUGCUGUGGUGGUGCUCGUUGUGCUGGUCAUUAUCCUCAUGUACAGGAGGAAGAGCAAGCAGGCUCUGCGAGACUAUAAGAAAGUGCUAGUUCAGCUGGAGACCCUGGAGAUCAACGUGGGCGAUCAGUGCCGGAAAGAGUUCACAGACCUCAUGACUGAGAUGAUGGACCUCAGCAACGAUGUGGGUGGCCCAGGGAUCCCUUUCUUGGAUUACCGCACCUAUGCCGAGAGGGUCUUCUUUCCUGGACAGAGGGGUGCGCCACUAAGCCAGAACCUGGACCUUCCGGAAUCUCGCAGGCAGACUGUGGAGCAAGGCCUGGGGCAGCUCAACAACCUUCUGAACAACCGCCUCUUCCUCAUCAGGUUCAUCCACACGCUGGAGGCCCAGCAGAGCUUCUCCCAGAGGGACCGUGGCCAUGUGGCCUCGCUGCUUACCAUGGCCCUACAUGACAAGCUUGAGUACUUCACCGAUGUCAUGAAAACAUUACUAGGUGACCUAGUUCAGCAGUAUGUGGCUAAAAACCCCAAACUCAUGCUGCGCAGGACUGAGACUGUGGUGGAGAAAAUGCUGACCAACUGGAUGUCCAUCUGUCUCUACUCCUACCUCAAGGAAGUAGCAGGGGAGCCUCUGUAUAUGCUUUACCGUGCCAUCAAGUACCAGGUGGACAAAGGCCCCGUGGACAGUGUGACUGGGAAGGCCAAGCGGACCCUCAACGACAGCCACCUGCUGAGGGAGGACAUAGACUACUGCUCGAUGACCCUGACGGUGCUGGUAAAUAACGGUGCAGAAGCACAGCCAGUGAAGGUUCUGGACAUAGACACUAUUACCCAGGUAAAGGACAAGAUCCUGGAUCAGACCUACAAAGGAGUGCCCUUUUCGCAGAGACCUUCGGCUGACUCGUUAGACCUUGAGUGGAGAUCUGGACAGGCGGGUCACCUGACUCUCUCUGAUGAUGAUGUCACGGCGAUUGUUCAGGGCCGCUGGAAGAGGCUCAACACGCUACAGCACUACAAGGUGCCGGAUGGAGCUACUGUAGCUCUCAUUCCCCGCUCGCAAGGCUCUGGACAGCUGGGUGUCAACCAGGUCUACCAGACUGGAGAGAAGACCCCCAUGCUGGAGGUGGAGGAGGAGGAGGGGCUCCGCCUGUGGCAUCUGGUCAAGUCUAGCGAGGACCCAGAGAUCCCCAAGCACCGCAAGAGCAGCAUGAGAGAGAGGGAGCGGGCCAAGGCCAUCCCUGAGAUCUACCUCACACGUCUGCUCUCCAUGAAGGGUACUCUGCAGAAGUUUGUGGACGACGUGUUCGUGGCCAUACUGAGCACGAAGCGACCUCCGCCCAUCGCUGUCAGGUACUUUUUUGACUUCCUGGAUGACAUGGCUGAGAAGCACGGCAUUGAGGACCCAGAGACUGUGCACAUCUGGAAGACAAACAGCCUGCCACUGCGUUUUUGGGUGAACAUCUUGAAGAACCCCCAGUUUGUCUUCGACGUCCAGGUCACUGACAGUGUGGACGCAGUGCUGUCAGUCAUUGCGCAGACUUUCAUAGAUUCCUGCACCACGUCUGAGCACAAAGUGGGCCGGGACUCUCCAGUGAACAAACUGCUCUAUGCCAGAGAGAUCCCUCGAUACAAGCAGCUAGUGGAAAGGUAUUACAGCGACAUCCACAACGCGGCGUCUGGCUGUUACCAAGAGAUGAACUCCACCCUCACCGAGUUGUCAGGGAGCUUUGCAUCAGAGAUGAAUGGAUUGGUGGCUCUGCAUGAGCUCUACAAGUAUAUCAACAAGUACUAUGACCAGAUCAUUAUGGCUCUGGAAGAGGAUGCCACGGGACAGAAGAUGCAGCUGGCCUAUCGUUUACAGCAGGUUGCUGCCUUGGUGGAGAACAAAGUGACCGACCUGUGACCCCUAGGCUGCUCUGGCAGGGACUCUAGCCUAAGUACCAUUUUGAGGCAUCGUUGGCUCACGACACCACACAGAAAACUAGCGGAGAUGGGAAGAAACCUUCCACUCAAAUACUGGCGCACUCAUCUUCUUUUCCCAUACCAGCGCUGCUUUGGGAGUCUUAUUUAUACGGUUUUAUUGUACGUACAGCGAAAGGGAACAUGUUUGAAUUAGGACUACAUUUCUGAAAAUGGUAAGGGUGACUGCAGUUUAGAGACUGAAAAUCACUGCACUGGAAAGACUGACUUCUAAGUAUUGUCUCUUUGUGCAUGUGUGUUCGUGUGUGCAUGUAUGGUCUGGUGCGUCAUGUGUUUCUGUAUUGGCAAGAUCAACACAGUAGGUGAACUGUUUUUUUUGUUGAUUCUCAUCUCUGUGCCAUGACUUCUUGAUGGAAAUUACGCAAGAGGGCUUCACAACUCCGUUACUUGCAAUACGCAAUACCCUGGUCCAAAUCCUCACUUCUAAGAGUUGGGAAGCCUUACAAGUUUCUUAUUACAGUAGGUCAAGUAACAUACUCGGUUGUUGCAUAUCUUGAUGUGAAAACUUUGUGAAAUAUUUGUCAUACCCUCUGUGACUCUUCAGUUGUCCAUAGAACAGGGAUGGAUAAUAUUGAAGCUGCUUUUUUUUUUUUUUUUUUUAAUAAAUAGCUUUUCUAGGGGGUUUUUAACAUUCUACAGUUAUUGGUCAGUGAUUUUUUUUUUUUUUUUUUUCCCUUAUAAUGGAUAAUUGCUAACAACUUCCUCGGUGAAUGAGUAUAAAUUUCAGAGCAGCCAUUUUAUGCUUUAAGCUCACACUUGCACACUGGUAACAAGAUGCACUGGUGUGUCAGAUGUAAAUAUUUGCUCCCCCUGACAGUCUAGUUGAAAUAAACUAAGCUUUGUUCCAGUAUAAAGACCAUAAGGUGGAUUUACAGGGAAGCACUUGUUCCUCUUUUAACAACUUGUGCUGUAUUUAUUAACUGAAGUCUAGGUUGCUCAAGGCCAGACUGCAAUUAGCAGUAUUAAUUUGUGUGUCACCGUAUAGCUUUUUAAAUGUAAUAUAAAUAUAGAAGUUCUUCAGUAUCUUACGUGAAGCAAUAAAUGUUUUUGAAUUGAGGAGAAAAUUAUACCAGCAUAGAAGAUGCAAAGUAGGGACUGGGCUGGAUAAUUUAGUGGGUUUUGUGACUUUGCUUUUAGACAGACUGUGACUAAAUUAUGAGAGCGCAAGCAGGUUGAUGCACCCAGGAUCCAUCUGGGAAUAUGGUCGGACACUGUAUAGACACUAACUUAUUUACUGUAAAUAGUGCUUAUUUAUAUACUAUUACCACACGUGCCUUUUCUUCAGAGCUUUUUUGAAAUAAUGACUUAUUAAAAUGUACUAAUUGCAUUCAAAACUCUGGUGGGAUUUCAUCAUGACAUUUUUGAUGUAAAGUGAGAACUUAAGAGAAACACAUUUGUAGUCUGAUUAUUUUACUGUCAUUUCUGUUACCGAAAUGAUAGCUGGUUUCUCUGUGGUAACCUUUGAGGCUCACUGACCACUUUAAUCAGAAACUUUACUGUUAUUGACAUCUACCUAAUCUUUGAUAUCAUAGGUUAACAGUGAGGUUUUUUAAAAUCCCAACAAAUACUUGGAUUUUUGAAGAAUUUAUAAUGUAGUGUAUAAUGUCAUUAAUAUAUAUGGAGAGAGUAUUAAUUGAUACUUGGUAAGCUACAUUUAAUUUUAAUCUGCUUAACCCACAGGAAAAAAACACUGGAACAGUCUGACUAUAAACUCCUUUUUGCCUGUUUUUGCAAAUUUCCUGGUAGUAUGUAAAUCUGGUAUGCAGAAAGAUGAUAUGCUGUUGGAAUGAAACCAGAAUGACUGUCUCGGUUGAGUCUUUGCCACACAGUAAGAAGAGUCUGUAGGACGUACAAUCAGAGGCUGAGAACUGUUGUUUCAUAUUAACUGCUGGAUAUUGGUUUGGUGCAGCAUUUCCACAAAUCUUUAAGUUCUGAAAGUAUUUUAAUUGAACAGAUUUAUAACUUUGCUGUGUUUUGCUCAGGCUCUCUGAGGCAUUACACCGGCUCUUGAGGGUGUGACCCCUACAGCUUAGACUAUUUAGAAAAAUGCCAAACCCCACUUCUCAUUAUUGUCAAUUAGCUGAUGGGUGUGUGUGUGUGUGUGUGUGUGUGUGUGUGUGUGUGUGUGUGUGUGUGUGUGUGUGUGUGUUCCUGCUUGCCUCUUUGUCUGGUUCCCUGUUUUGCCUCUGUGUGGUCUUGAUUUAGUGUAGUUUUUUCUUGCAUGUUUGUGACUUGAUUGGUUUAACACGUGUAUGUGGAUGAUUCUGUACAUUGUGUAAUUAUUUUUACAGGUGUUCAGUGCAGUGUGCGCAUGUGUAUGUGUGCACACAUGCCGGUGCAUGUCAGUGUAAUUGGCAUUGCACACUAAAAGUUUGUUUGUAAACCAGAUAGCUUUUUUUUUUUUUUCUAAUGGAUCUAAUUCUAUCUUCUCUAAUAGAGAUCAGUGGACUGAUCACCAAUACAGGUCCUUUUACAGUGAGGCCCCUGGCCCAAUUCCUCACCCAGCAUUUUGCAGUUCCUUCAUGGUCUGCUUCAUAAUAAUAGACAGCAAGCUGUCAGUGGCAUCUGUGGGGUGCCUUUUUUUUUUUUUUUUUUUUUUUUUUUUUCCUCUUUUUUAAAUUCUGCUGGCUUCAUUUUUGGUGAGGACAGAUGGGGGGGGGAACACGGAUUUGAGCUUUUGCAACUCCAAAAAUCCAUAUGUAACACUUUUUUUUUUUCCUCAUUAUAAAUAAAUUAAGGAACUAAAUGAAGGGAUCCCCAGCCUUAUGUUUUACACACUUUUGUAUUUGUAAUGUGUAUAGUUUGAUAACCAUUGUGUAUAUGUGCCUGUAAAUAUGAUUGAGAAACUGUUCUUACAUUGAACUUUGUUGGAAAUACUGGCUGUAUCUAUCAUUUGAAGAGAUAUUGGAAGCCAAAAUGAGAAACUGAAGGAUUUUUAU